AUGACCCAAAUUCGCGUGGAGCCCGUCACAGACCCGGCGGACUUCAGCCGAUUCUUUGAGCUGGCUGCCCUCACCUUCGGUCAUCAGGUCCACGAUGGGGUCUGGUGCGCCAUGAACCCUGGCUGGGACACGCCCGAGGGCCAUGCGAGCGGAAGUGCCCGUCUUGCGGCGCGCUGGUCCGCCACCACCAAAGACCGGCAUGGCAACCCCAACACCAUCUUUCUCAAGGCCGUCAUCGACGGUGGUUCGGAUGAGGGAAAGAUUGUCGGCGCGGCUAUCUGGGAGCAGGCUUCAAUGGUGGACGGGUACGGCCAGGCGCCGGCACCCGAUAUCGGCAGUGCGCUAGACCUGGAAGCCCUGUACCCAAAUCAGCCGGACGAACAGCGGUAUCUCCGGCAGGUAGACCUCUCACUGCGCCGGCGCCGCUUGGAAGUCAUCCGGGAGAUUGCGACGAGCGCGUCCCCGGCGGUGAUGGCGUUGGACUUAUGUGUAGUCGACCCAGCGUGCCAGCGACUUGGAAUCGCUACGAAACUGGUAGAAUGGGGCCUCCGGGAGGCCAAGGCUCGCGGCGGACUGGAGGCUGUGCUGGAAGGGUCGAGCAUGGGGCGGCAUGUUUACCGGAAGCUUGGGUUUGAGCAAGAAGGGGGCGAGUUCCGUUACGACGUGGACGAUCAAUUUCGGGAUCGUGAGCAGCCGUCGAAUGUAUUUAUGCGUACCGGUAGACCGGCAGUAUGA
Messenger RNA from Aspergillus pseudonomiae, 735 nucleotides. RefSeq names its product GNAT family N-acetyltransferase. Lineage: Eukaryota; Fungi; Ascomycota; Eurotiomycetes; Eurotiales; Aspergillaceae. Gene Ontology annotation, molecular function: acyltransferase activity, transferring groups other than amino-acyl groups. The record is from RefSeq and is a predicted model, not a curated record. Bases 1 to 735 code for a protein of 244 amino acids. The transcript has a single exon.